AUGUUACAGGGAGGAUUUCUACAUGUUACUGCUUUCGUUUGUCCCCCAGGUGUGUUUAACUCCCUUAUUCCAGACCCUAACAACUGUAAAAGAUAUUUCCACUGCCUUUCGGGUGGAAGGUAUUAUUCAAAGUCCUGUCCUCCUGAACUCCGGUUUGAUCCUCGCCAUAAGAUAUGUAACUGGCCUGCCUUGGUUCCUUGCCAAAAUUCCAAAGUCGACAGUGAAUAUCUACAAUUUGAAGACAAUAGAAAUGUUUUAGACCCAUUUGAUAUAAGACCUUAUAAAUCCAACAGCUUUCAAGAUGAAAAUGAAGAACUGUUACCAUUUAGUAGUAAUGAUGUUCUUCAACGCACGAACGGCGGCGUUUCCAAAGAUGAUAAUCAGUUGGGAGCUGAAUUUUCCGGAGAUGUUGACACAGAUACAUUUUCUUCGUUGAAAGGAAAUCAACAGGAUGAAGGAGUGGUGCAGAAAUCUACGGUAAAAUGUGAAUCGGCUUUCGGUUUUAUGAGUGAUCCGUACAACUGCGAUAUUUUUUAUCAUUGCUACAUGUGGGUUCCUUUUCCGAAAAUUUGUCCAAAAGGCCUUUUCUUUGAUCAUUUUACAUUCGUUUGUAACUGGCCCCGAAUGGUUAAUUGUGUACAAGGCAAACGAGAAAUGACAUUUGAUCAAAUCAAAGUUAAAAGGAAGUCAAAAUACAGACAAAAACAAUCAAAGGUUCAGAAUUUGCCAAUGGAAGUUAAAAACAACGAAAUUACUUAUUGGAAUAAUGAGAACAAUCUUGCUGACGAUAAACUGAAAACUAAAUUAUCAGAAUCCAAUUCUUUUAAAGAAAGGAAAUAUCCAAAAAUGGUUAAGAAAACAAAAAUUAUAAAUAACCCUUACACACAAUUUAAAGCUCCAAAAAUUUCAAACCAUAAUAUUCGUCCGACCACUCGAACAAAGCCCCGUGAAAACAUUAAAACGUUUACUCCAACCAGUUGGAAUGUCGUGAGAUCCACUAAGGAAAUUGCCGACCAAAACUCCGACACGACAAAAUUGGCCGAAAUAGAAAUCCAUGGUCAAGAAUCCGAACGUUUACAGAAAGAAAUGACAAAAUCUUCUACGAAUUUACAUGGGGUCAAUGAUAUUAUCUUUUUAGAUAUGAAGGAUGUGAUAAAUGAUGAAGAAGAAGUAAGAAACUCCUCACCCAAUCAAUCAACAGAAUCUUUAUAUGAAAAGCAUCUCAAUAAACGGGAACGAUCUUCAGGCAACGAUUCUGGCAAUGAGACGACUAUUCAGAAUGUAAAAGUAACCAAACAAAUAUCAGAAAACCAAGACAAACUCUGGCAAUUCGGUGACACUGAAAAAACGACAACUGGUAAUAAUUAUAUUACGGUUUUACCUGGGAACAAAAAAAAUUCAAAGAUGUAUUUUAGUUCGAAGACUACCAUUGAUUAUGGCAUCAAGAAUGUUGAAGACGAUAAGGAAAAUGUGUUGCCAUCAGGUAACUUAUACAGUACUUCAGACGAACUCUUACAAAAGACUGGGGAAUCGAUAUUACUUGAUAGAAUCGAUAAAACAUAUCCACCAAACCUGCCAAACCAGACAGAGUUACUAUCGUCGUUGAUAGCAAAGGAUAUUAUUCGCUGGGAACAGAGAACCAAAACUAAAAGUAAUGCAGUGAAAUCAAAUAACGGAAAUGACUCCGAAUCUUCAGCUGGAGCUCAAGCAAACACAGACCAUCGUAUUGUAUCUGAUGACCACAGAUUUAUCUCAGGAAACACAACAGAUGCUCGAGUUAGUAGUGAACUUUUUCCUUUGAUAUCAAACCAAACUCAAAAGGAAAUAGAAGACGUACAGACUUUAAUAAGUUGCAACGAUACUGAUCUGAACUGUAAAAUAUACAAUGAAUCUAAUGCGUUACUGGUUAAUUCAAGCCUUUCUGAAAAUACAUACUUACCUAAUAUAAAUAACACAAUAGACAAUAAUGGAAUAAUUGGAGGAUUAAAAUCUCAUUCUUCUUAUGGAAAUUCAGAAACUACAACACACUUAAGUGGUAUUGUCAAAGAUCAUAGCAAUAAAAUUAUAAAUUCUUUGAAAGAUUCUAAACAAACUUCGAUUGUGACAGAGAAUUCCUCUGAAAUAGUAUUAAAUCCUAAUCUUAGCAAUCAUUUACAGUUUGAUAAAUCGUUAAAAAUGUCUUCGAACUCCAAUGGAGCAAUAACUAAGGAAAUCUUUUCGAAAUAUUAUACGCACCUCGAAGAUAAUUUAACAACAAACACUCCUGUUUUCAAGAGUAAUGACUCCGAAAAUAUUUUAAAGAAAAAUCCCACUCAUUACAUCAGCAGAAAUUCUUUGAAACAUGAUAUAGAGGAUAGCCACUCCGAAUCUAAUAGUUUGGUCAAAUCCUUACUAGAACAAAGGAAUAGAUUAGAUCAGUCUCUGAAUCAACAAAGAAAGAGUAGUUCUCUGAAUUAUAAUGAUGGAAAUAAACUUUACUCGUAUAAAAAUGAUUUUCACCCAACAACAUCUAAAAUAGGGUUUAGGGAAAGCGCGAAAAAUACUGUCAGAAAUGAGUUACCGAUGCUGCUUUUACCGAGAGAAAAUAAUUCAAAGGAAAGGAAAUACAAACAGUUAUUUCCAGAGUCUGGAGGACUGAACUACCAGAAUGUUGGUUCAGGGGACACACAAAGGGAAAAUUAUUAUCGUGAUAACAAAUCUUUUGAAAAAAAUUUAGUAAAUUCAAACCCGGUGAGAAACUUACAAACAAAUGCAAAAUCCGUCCUUUCGACAAACAUACUAAAACAAUUAUUUACUUCGAAUCAAAAUUAUAACCAGCUACCUACUCAAAUAUCACUGAUAUUUCCAGAGAAUGACAAUCCGGUGGAAGAUGAUGACAAUAAUAAUAAUUAUAUCAAUGAUUUUAUGUCAUCUAAUGAUUAUCCCAUGCCUUACAAUAACAGGAACUUGACGAAGGCCGUUUCUAUUAGUAUUCAAGGUGGAAAUCUUUCUACUAAAUCUAUAAGUGAAGCUGAGUUGCAGGACUCAGGUGACUUUGUGUUGCAAAUAAAUGACACGAAGCAAUCCAUAAAUGAUGAUGAACUGGACGAAAAUAACGCGACGGGGAUAAUACACCAUAAUAAUACCUCCGAAAAUAGUUCACAAGAAGUUAGAAAAUAUGACGAACCCAGAGUAGAAGGUCUAAAUGAUACGAGUGAAACAGUAAUACAAAAGAGAAUUGCAGAUGAAGAUAAGCAUUUGGAUGAAAUUGGAGAAAAUCCGCAGAUAUUUGCUGGUGUUACAAGUAAUAUGGUGUCACUACAGAAAUCAGUUGAAAGAAAUAGUACACUCGAAGAAAACUUAAGCCCGGACAAUCUCAAAGAAGAUCGAGGGAACUCUUCGAAUGAAGAAAACCUCUUAGAAGCUACGAGUUUGUCUGAACAGGAGACCAUAACAUCUCUUGAACAACCAACAACAGCUGCUUACGUGUCUGACGGGGAUAACAUAACAAGGGUUAUUGUAGAUAACAGUAACUUUACGCAGACGGACAAUUUAAAUUUUACUGUUGACUCUUUCGACCAAAUCGAUCAUUUCGUUAACACUUCGGAAACUUCAGAGCCAAUACAAACAUCAAUAAGCAAUACGUCAGCAGAAAUAAAUUCAACAAAUGCCAAUCCAAAUAAUAACAUUACAAAUUUAAAUACCAACCAAAGUGAACCAAAUAGCCAUGAUUCAGUGAUAAAAACUGACGAAAGUAUUUCUAUUGUAGGAGGUGAUAUUGACUAUGAGGCUUCAUUGAAAAGUAAAUUAAAAUUAUUACUUAAACUGACAGAAUCAGGCGAAAGAGCAAACCGUGUUAAUGAAACUAGGCUCUUGCCGAGACAGAAUUCUGAAAACAAUAUUACUUCUGUGACUAAUAAUGACAAUUAUUAUUCUGAAGACACGAGCGUUAGUGUGGAAAACUUAAUGAAUAAUUCUAUGAUUUCUAAAAAGGCAAUAAAAAAUACCAAUUUCACAACAGCUGACUUUGUUGACGUAACUCUGAGUCCAGCAAAUAUAAAGUUUGAAGCAGAUAAAGAGCUAAGCGAAAAUGAGCCAAGUUUAAUGAUCUCCAAUAAAAGUGUUUCAGUGCUACAACAGUCAAAUACGUCGCAAUCAAUAAACGCUUACUUGCCACAUAUUGUGUUUGAUCGCUCUAACAUCGGAAAAAUAAAUUCACUCGGCUUUGAAAGUAAAAUCAACAAUUCUCACAACAUAAGUGAAAAUGAUGCUUAUCCGGAACUUAAUUCUUCUUUCAGUGAAGUUAUCAACACAGAUCGAAAUGCUUCGAUAAAUCCAGAAUUCUCUAAAAAUAAAAGUAGAAAAGUUUCGCAUAAUUCAAAAGAAGCAAUUUCGAAUUAUGAUCAGCAACCAAGUAGAUCAGAGAACAUCAUUAAUGAGAGCUCUUCGGUCGAAUUGGUUGCGCCACCGUUGUUAAAGAUGAAAGACAGAAGCGGUAAUCAUAAGGUUGACGAACAAUCUACUCCAAGCAUUAGUUUAAUUUCAAAUGAUAGCAAACCAUUGACCAAUGAUUACGUGACUAAUGACACUACAACAGAGAACUACCUCAGUUUCGAAUCCAAUGAUAGCAAAAGCCUAGAUGAUACUGAAAGCAUUUUAGGAUUCUUGAAUGAAACAGAAUCGAAUAAUAUUACAGAUCUUGAUUCACAAAUCACGCCAAAUGAAAUUAAAUAUUCGAAUAACAAUUUUACUGAAAGCAUCACCAAAAAUGUGACCUCUUUUAUCUCUUCUUCUAAUGUAUUUUCAUCAUUUUCCUCAGAGAUCGAUACAUUCCAGCAAGGACACACGGACGUGUCUGCUUCGGAUUUGAUGAUUUAUCAAAACCAUACAAGAAAUGAAUCAGACGUUUCUCAUACUGAUACAGAAAAUAUAACUGAUUCAUCAUUAAAUUUACAAUCAGCUAAUAGUGUUAAAUUUAAUCAACAGAAACAAACAGAAAUUGAUACAUCUACCGAGGACUAUAAACCUGUAGAUAAAAGCGACAAUUCGAAGAUUGUACAACAGACUAUCGACAAUUCAACAGAUUUAGGAAAUAACACACAUUUCGAUCGUCAACACAAUUCUAGUUUUGAACAAAACAUGAAAAACAGACCCCUCCAUCCGGAAGAAAAUCUACUGAAUAAAACAUUUUUGUCGAUGAACAGAACUUUUCUAAACAUUAAUAAUUCCUUGGAUGAGUUCUUGUAUAAAGGGAAUGAUACCUUUAAUCGAAUAAAUAUCUCGAGAGAGAAUCAAAGUUCGUUAGAGCAUAAAGAGGGCAAUUCGGUUUUUAAAAUUGCGCUUCCAAACGAAGACAAUUCGACAACACCUGACACAGCGAUUGGAAUAUCCCGACAAGAUUCUGAGUUUAAAAAAGGAAUAACAGAAUUUGCCCCCAAUAAUUCUGGGGUUUACAAUGAUUCAAAUUUUAACCAAAGCAUAUCAGCAAAUCUCAGUAAAAAUUGGAAUCUAUGGAACGAAGAAAUAAUAAAUGAUAUUGUCACAAAUGGAACGCUGACGAACGGUGUAGGCAUCAACAGAAAUAAUAGCGAUUUAGAAUUAUCAACUGAAGCGAAAAUUCCGAGCUCCGAGACAAAAAUUCUGGAAGAACCAAAUCUCAAAGGAAAUUCGUUCAGCAAUUUAACAAUUAGCACCAUGAUUUAUAUGGAAGAAAUGGCAAAUAAUGGAACGACAAUGGAGACAACGCUAAGUAGUAAAUACCUGACGAACAAAACUGACCCUUUGGAGAAUUAUCAGUCAAACGAUUUAAACGAUAUUUCUAAUUUAGAAGACACAACAUCUAACAACAGCAGCAGCAGCAGCAGCAGCAGCAGUAGUAGUAGUAGUAGUAGUAGUAGUAGUAGUAGUAGUAGUAGUAGUAGUAGUAGCAGUAGCAGCAGCAGAGAGCAAUUUCAGACAGAAGUUUCGACGAAAAUUACAAUCUAGAUAUCUUUCAGUCAAUUUGUGAAAUUCGCCAACUUGAUAAGCAACAAUAACAAAGGCAAAAAAAGAUGGCAGCAGAUUCUAUUUUACGAUAACCCAUUUAAUUAUUCAAAUGAAGAGAGAGAAUGUAUUUCCAAGGCGAAAUGGAAAUAGAAAUUCAAAUGGAUUUUAUAAUAAGUUCGAGAGAUGCUAAGACAAUACGUACGAAUCUAAAGACACUGAGCAAUCUCGUAUCAUUAAUGUGAUGAACUUAUAAAUGAACGAUAGAUUAAAAGACUUCAGAACAAUGAGACAAAAGAUUACAAACACGCGCACAACACGUAUACAUAUACAUAUGCAAAUA
Molecule: messenger RNA, 6304 nt
Organism: Octopus sinensis (East Asian common octopus)
Lineage: Eukaryota; Metazoa; Mollusca; Cephalopoda; Octopoda; Octopodidae
Product: probable serine/threonine-protein kinase DDB_G0282963
Exons: 3
Coding region: 1-5964 (1987 amino acids)
Cellular component (GO): extracellular region
Molecular function (GO): chitin binding
Source: RefSeq, a predicted model, not a curated record